Porites lobata is the source of this 558-nucleotide messenger RNA. Lineage: Eukaryota; Metazoa; Cnidaria; Anthozoa; Scleractinia; Poritidae. The record is from the annotation of a GenBank genome assembly.
AUGUAUGAACUGUAUGAGCAGUUGUUACCGACGAAGCUCUACACAAAGGAGAAGACGCAAACCUCCACCGACGGCGAAGUUCUAUGCAGGUUAUGUGGGAAGGUAGCUGAGAGCGUUGCACAUGUACUGGCUGGAUGUUCCUCCCUGGCACAAACCAAGUACCUAUACAGGCAUAAUGCAGCUUUGAAGAUUCUGGUUUUUGAGCUCCUGCGGGAGCAUGGGUUAAUGGAAGAGGUUCCACCAUGGUACUCACCGGUGAUGCCAAAACCAGCCUACCAGAACACCACGAGUGAGGCGUUUUGGGAUAUUCCCAUCUAUGCAGAGCACAACGAAGUUAGAGCAAAUCGGAUCGACGCGCGACUUGUCAACCACGAGAGGAAAGAAGUCUGCACAAUUGAAAUGAGCUGCCCAUGGAUUGAGAGUAGAGCUAAGAAAGAUGAGGAAAAGACACUCAAGUAUGGGCCCAUGAUGUGGGAGCUGAAGCAGAGAUACAAUGGUUACAGGGUUGAACAGUACAACGUAAUAAUUGACGUACUGGGGGUUACUCUAAACACCUAG